Molecule: messenger RNA, 3475 nt
Organism: Eleginops maclovinus (Patagonian blennie)
Lineage: Eukaryota; Metazoa; Chordata; Actinopteri; Perciformes; Eleginopidae
Exons: 14
Coding region: 575-3157 (860 amino acids)
Cellular component (GO): cell surface
Source: RefSeq, a predicted model, not a curated record
CAUCGCCAGGUGUGUAUAAAAGGAUGCUGCAGGUGGGUGUGAGCAGCAGAUGCUUGGAAACAGAGGUGAAUCUAGGAAAAGAUGGCCACCGCUCUGCUGCUCCUGCUUCAGCUGGUCUCACUGGCGUCUGCCUCACAUAACUUCGGGGGACCGCGUCCUUCAGCUACAAGGGAAGAAACCCUGAUGGAUCAUUCAGGGUGGACUUUCGAAACAAGGCGACCUUUGAUGGGUGUCGCAACUCCCAUUACUGGUCUGUUCCACCAACGACUGUGGCUCUGUCACCAAUUCACAGAGAGGCACAAUUGACCAAAGCACCAAUGCACCGCAAUCUAACAGACAAUGGUGUGAAACGGAAACAGUUCAGCAAAGAAAAGUCCUGACUGACAAACCUUUUCAGAUCAGGGCAAGUAGCUGUUGUUGGAUCCCAACACGUAACGGGGUUGGAAAUUGGAGACUUGUAACUCAAGUAGACUUGGGAUCAAGAUCCGACACUGGCAAACCAAACAGAUCCCCAGACAUUGCCAUUCUACCUUUCCUUCGAGUUCCCCAGAACUGCCCAAGGACCUACAAGCUGAUGUCCUUCGACCCUGAUGGCGACACAGUUCGCUGCAGAUAUGGAAAUAUCCGAAAUGUAGAGUGCAGCGGAUGUAAUCAACCUUCAGGCUUUGUCUUAGAUCAGGGUUCUUGCUCCUUACAUUACCGCAUCGCCAACGCCAACCCCAGUGUUUUUGGAUUUGAGUUGGUGGUGGAGGACUUCCCGCAAAGGCCCAUCGCUCUGUCCUACAGCGAUGGAACCCAAUCCCACAAGGCUCCACUGAUUCCCAGGAGGCGGAAACGAAGCUUCUACCAUACAACCGCGGCUUCAGCACCAACAACUGUAGCACCAACAACACACUCGUGGUGGUGGUGGCAUCAUUCAACUCCAGUACCAACCACUGUAGCACCAACAGCACACUCGUGGUGGUGGUGGCAUCAUUCAACUCCAGUACCAACCACUGUAGCACCAACAGCACACUCGUGGUGGUGGUGGCAUCAUUCAACUCCAGCACCAACAACUGUAGCACCAACACCACACUCGUGGUGGUGGUGGCAUCAUUCAACUCUAGCACCAACCACUACUGCAGCACCAACAACACACCCAUGGUGGUGGUGGCGUCAUCUUUCAACUGCAGCACCAACAACUGCAGCACCAACCACUGCAGUACCAACCACUACUGCAGCACCAACAACACACCCAUGGUGGUGGUGGUGGCAUCAUUCAACUGCAGCACCAACCACUGCAGCACCAACAACUGCAGCACCAACCACUUCAGUACCAACCACUGCAGCACCAACCACUGCAGUACCAACAACACACCCAUGGUGGUGGUGGCAUCAUUCAACUGUAGCACCAACAACUGCAGCACCAACAACUGCAGCACCAACCACUGCAGUACCAACCACUGCAGUACCAACCACUGCAGCACCAACAACACACCCAUGGUGGUGGUGGCAUCAUUCAACUGCAGCACCAACAACUGUAGCACCAACAACUGCAGCACCAACAACUGCAGCACCAACCACUGCAGUACCAACCACUGCAGCACCAACAACACACCCAUGGUGGUGGUGGCAUCAUUCAACUGCAGCACCAACAACUGCAGCACCAACAACAACAUACAACAUGCAUGCCACCACGCCUCCUCUCAGUAAACUGCCUUUGCAGUUCUCCUUACUUGUGGACCCACCUGCUCCCUCAUGUGUUGACGGACACUACUUGCCAAAGUUUGUGCACCCAACACCUGAAGAUGGACAACACAUCAAUGCCGAGGUCAACAGAGAAGUGGAGAUCAGAGUCAGAGCCCAGGCUUCACAUGCAACACUACAUGAUAUCAUCAUCAGUGGGCCACUGAAUAUCACCAAGCACAGGAGCACAAAUGGCGACUUUGUCAUUAGGUGGACGCCUGGCCCCGAUGACUUGGGGGAUCAUUACCCAAUCUGCUUUGCUGUUGAAUCAGUCGACCUCUCCUCUACCAUCCUGCCUCAAACCACAAUCUAUUACGGUCACCAUUACCACGUCCCCCAAUCUGCGCAGUCCGGCAUCUAUCAGUCCGAGAUGAGGUGCGUCCUGGUGAACAUCCAUGAAACACUAAUUGAAUCCCAUGUGACCUGCCAAGAGUCCUCAAUGACGGUAGUGGUUAGCAGAUCUUCUCUCCCUGGACUUCAUGAGGAUUAUUUACGCCUCAAUGACCCCAGCAACACGGCCUGCAACCUGCAGAACUACUCCAACAGCACGCACAUCAUCGCUGUCGUACCCCUCAACGCCUGCGGCACUCAGAUCGAGGAAGAUGAGGAGAACCUGGUUUUCAAAAAUGAAAUCACCACGGUGGACAACCUAAACAACCUGAUCACCAGGAACCACCUGCUGGAGAUCCAGUUCUACUGCCAGUACCCCAAACAUGGGAACGUGUCGCAGGGCUUCACAGCACACAGGAAGAAUGUCGUGGUGUGGGACAAAGGCUUCGGAAAGUUCACCUACGAGUUUGAGUUCUACCCAGACAACCAGUAUGGACGAAUGAUUGAUCCAGGGCUGUACCCCCUGGAGUACGAUGUGACGGAAAGGAUCUACAUGCAGAUAGAGGCCAAGUCUACCGUCAACAACACCCAGCUGUUUGUGGAAUCCUGCAGCGCAGCGCCAUAUGACACCCCCAACUACUGGCCAACAUACUCCAUCAUCGAGAAUGGGUGUACUGUGGACCGAACGGUUCAAGUGCAUCCCAGUGCCAACCCGAGAGAGUUCAGGUUCAGCAUGGAGGCCUUCCAGUUCAUCGGCAUGCACGACCAGGUGUACAUCAGCUGUUCAGUGCUGAUGUGUGAGGCAGGGAGCUCCGGCACCAGGUGUUCACAGGGGUGCAUCAACUCCCCCGUUUCUGGGCAUCAUCAUCACCGCAAGAGAGAGGCUAACGCUCAGACCGCCAGGCACUUCGUUUCCCAGGGUCCUCUGCGUAUGAAGCGAUCAGCGGAGAGCACCGGGAGCCCAGGGACCCCCCUGAAUCUGAACCUGGUGUUCAUCGUUGGAUGUCUUCUUGCAGCCGUUGGCAUGAUCAGUACAGUGACCCUGUACAAAAUCAAAGCAUCAAAGAUCAAAUACCAACCGCUGCCCUCAGUUGAAAACUAAGAAAAGCAGCUGGAUGAGAAUACCCAUUUUCUAUCGAUUGGAUUUGACAACAUAACCUUUUUUUUAAUGCUAUCAGAUAAUGAGUUUUCAUUUGUCCUUUAUGGGUUAUAAGUGGUGUUUAUUGUGUUGUAGUUAGUUUAGUGUAAUCCUAAAUAGCUUUAUAAGUGAUUAUUCUAUCAUGCCUUCCAUUGGGAUUUAAAGUUCACCGUGUAUCCAAUCAUUAAUGCUAAAUAGCAUUAUUACAAGGCAAAUGUUAUUUUUCCUCCUUAACCUAAGUCCUUUAAAUGAUCAAUAAAAACUCUCAUCUUUUUUGCUUUA